AAAUAAAUAGAAAGCUAAAACGGACGAUCCGAAGAAAAGAGAAACCCGUUCUCUCUAUCACUGCUUUCUCUCUCUAAAACCCUCUCCCUCUCUCUCUACAUAUCUUCUCCUUGCAGACUCGCUCGCGAUCUUCCAGUUUAUUUGCUCAAUGGACACCAUUUAGAGCUCAAAACCCAUCAGACCCGUGUUUGGAAAAAUAAAAAUAUUUAACAAGCAGUGAAGAACCAGAGUGUCUAGGAGGUCUUUUUUUCAAUCAUGGCAGUGGUGGAAAAUGCUGCGAUUAACUCGGUGACGUCAUCGAAUCCGGAUGCCCAACAGAACAACGUCGCCGGGGAUCAUCCUCACCACCAGCAGUCGACAAAAGCAGCCGGUAAUAACCAAAAGUCAACUAAGCCCACCGAUCAGAAUUUCCACCUGACGCAGCAGAAGAUUUCCAACGGCCAUCAUCAGCUGCAGCAGCACCCCAUCAACGGGAACGGGGUACCGCUUGAAAAGAAAAUGGAUGGGGACGAUGAUGGAGGGGAGGGGUUUAAGAGGGAGAUGAGAGAUUUAGAGGAAAUGCUUUCGAAGUUGAACCCGAUGGCCGAGGAAUUUGUGCCGCCGUCUCUCGCCGCCCUUGGCGGUGGCGGGCAGCACAGGUUGUUGGUGGCGUCUCCACAUGCUGCUGCUGUCGCAGCAGCCUCUGCUGGGCAUUUUGGGUAUAAUGCUAAUGGUUUUGUAAUGCAGCAGCAUCUUAACACAGGAGUUUCAACUGGGAAUUCUUUCAGAAGGAAGAAAAAUGGCUUCACUAAUGGAAAGCGGAGGAUGAAUAGCCGAACAAGCAUGGCUCAAAGAGAAGACGUGAUUAGGAGGACGGUGUAUGUUUCUGACAUUGAUCAUCAGGUUACUGAAGAGCAACUUGCAGCACUUUUUAUUAGUUGUGGACAGGUUGUGGAUUGCCGUGUUUGUGGCGACCCCAAUUCUGUUCUUCGUUUUGCCUUCAUUGAGUUCACUGAUGAGGAAGGGGCAAGGAAUGCUUUGAGUUUGGCAGGGACUAUGCUUGGGUAUUAUCCCGUCAGAGUGCUGCCUUCCAAAACUGCUAUUGCACCUGUUAAUCCAACAUUCUUGCCUAGGUCUGAGGAUGAAAGGGAGAUGUGCGCAAGAACUAUUUAUUGUACAAACAUUGAUAAAAAGGUCACUCAGGCAGACGUCAAGCUCUUCUUUGAGUCUAUUUGUGGAGAGGUUCAUCGUUUGAGGUUACUUGGUGACUACCAUCACUCAACUCGUAUAGCUUUCGUGGAAUUCGUAAUGGCUGAGAGUGCAAUAGCGGCUCUGAACUGCAGUGGUGCAGUCUUAGGAUCACUACCUAUAAGGGUAAGCCCAUCAAAGACCCCUGUCCGACCCCGUGCGCCCCGCCAAUCUAUGAACUGAAAUGGAGUCUCUGUCGAACUGAUCUUCCAUGAACGUCUAUAUAUAUAUAUACAUAGAAACUGCUAUUUUUAAGAGUACAUGGCAUCUAUGUUUUUCAUUUUUUUCCUGUGUUGGUGUCUCUGCUGGUCUUUUCACCUGCAUCAGAUGUUAAUGGUCGCCCAUUAAGCUUGUAGAGUAUGACCAUUUUCGAGGCUUAACGUGGCUUAAUUAUGCUGCACAUUAUGUCGAGCUUAGUAGGCAGUUGCCUCAAGGUAGUAGUACUGUUUCAUGUUUCUGACUUCAAAGUUGAAGGAGAACUAUUUCAGAAAUUAAUCAUGUUCGUUUGUGUUUCAUUGAA
Molecule: messenger RNA, 1747 nt
Organism: Sesamum indicum (sesame)
Lineage: Eukaryota; Viridiplantae; Streptophyta; Magnoliopsida; Lamiales; Pedaliaceae
Product: polyadenylate-binding protein-interacting protein 12
Molecular function (GO): RNA binding
Source: RefSeq, a predicted model, not a curated record